AUGGAUACUUUUAAUGAUGUUGAAACUAAUAAUUCUACAAAGAGAUUGACUAAUCAAGAAAGGCAAAUGAUUUUUGAAGCUUUAUUACAGGAAAGUAAUGGCGGUAAAUUGAAAAGGGGAACCAUCAGGAACAUUGCAAGCCUAUUUAAAACAAGUGUUAGGACAGUUCAGAGAAUUUGGAAGCUAGCAGCAAUUACUUCUACAGAUGGAAGAGUUGAUGUAUCACGCAGAUUUUCUAAAAGAUGCGGAAGAAAACGAGUGGAUAUUGAUUUUACUUUGAUCAUGGCAAUUCCUCUCCGGCGUCGGACAAACAUCAGGUCACUUUCCAGUGAAAUGAAAGUGUCCAAAUCAACCCUUCACCGACGAAUUAAAGAAGGUGCUAUAAGGCCACACUCAAAUGCACUCAAACCACAAUUGACAGAUCAGAAUAAGCAAGUAAGGCUUAACUUUUGCUUGUCAAUGCUUGAACCAGAAAGUCUCAACAGCAAUCCAACAUUUAUGAGUAUGUUCAAUGUUGUGCAUAUUGAUGAAAAGUGGUUUUACAUGACUAAAGAAUGUAAAAAAUAUUAUCUUCAUCCUCAAGAAGAAGAACCUCUUAGGACAUGUAAGAGCAAAAAGUUCAUUGUGAAAGUUAUGUUCCUAGCUGCUGUUGCUCGACCACGUUUUGACUGCUCUGGUAACCCAACAUUUGAUGGGAAAAUUGGGAUUUUUCCUUUUGUAUUCAAAGAACCAGCAAAGAGGAGUAGUAAAAAUCGUAUGGCAGGUUUUGCCUGCAAUUAG
This is a messenger RNA of Coffea arabica (coffee), 780 nucleotides long. Lineage: Eukaryota; Viridiplantae; Streptophyta; Magnoliopsida; Gentianales; Rubiaceae. The record is from RefSeq and is a predicted model, not a curated record.